UGGCGGGCGGGGAGAAGGGCGGGUUUGCGGGUGUGGCUUGACUCGUCGCUGUCGCCUCUUGCAAGGGGGGUCGUGCCGGGGGCCCCAGUUCCUGAGCGUCCUCGGGGGGCCGGGGCCGCCGCCGUCCUUAUCAUGCUGCCACCCACUCUCCCCGCACCGCCGCAUCCAGAAAGCGUCCUGCAGGCGCAGCCUCUCCCGCGUUCCCGGCGCUGCGUUGCCUUCUGCGCGGGGCUGCUGCUGGCGGUCGCGCCGCGGAGUUUCUGCACCUGCUCCGCCCGUCCGGGAUAACCGCAGACCCUGCUGCAAAUUCUCCUCCUGGCAUACACGGGACUCCCCCAGAAACAGCAUGAACAAGAGGACUACAGCACAAUGCAGGACUGCACAGAGCUAAAACUACUCCCCUUUGUGCCCAUGGAAGUGGGAUUUAUCGCUGGAACAUGUUCCUGCUGAGCAUUAUUAGCCAUUUCCUUGGCGUGUUGCCUAUGCUGAACAACUCCAUGCUGCUGUGUUCCAUUCCUCUAUUGCCUCUGACUCAUUUUGAAAUCUAUAGCUGCAGUAUCCCAGUGAUGUGAAGUUAUCCGGUGACCAGGAUGUCUCUUUUACCAGGAGAAAAUUCGGACUAUGACUACAGCGCCCUCAGCUGUGCUUCGGAUGCCACCUUUAAUCACCCGUUCUUUGCCGAAACAGAAACUCUCAAGGGAGUCUUUUACCAAAGAGCCAAACUAAUUCAUCCUGGGGAAGACCUUUAUGAAAGCAUUUGUCCGGAAGAUCGGAAACAUCACAUCAUCAUCAACGUGGGAGGCUUUAAAUACUUGCUCCCGUGGACCACUUUGGACGAGUUCCCCAUGACCCGCUUGGGCCAGCUGAAAUUUUGCAACAACUUCGAUGACAUCCUCAACAUUUGCGACGAUUACGACGUGACCUGCAACGAGUUCUUUUUCGACCGCAACCCCGGGGCGUUUAGGACCAUCUUGACUUUCCUGCAGGCGGGGAAGCUGAGGCUCUUGAGAGAGAUGUGCGCUCUCUCGUUCCAAGAGGAGCUGCUUUACUGGGGGAUCGAAGAAGACAACUUGGAAUGGUGCUGCAAGAGGCGGUUUCUGCAGAAAAUGGAGGAGUUUGCAGAAAUGAAUGACGCGGAGGACGACUUCAUGGACAGCGAGAACCCUUGUGAAGCAGUGGAGGAGACGAAAACGGGCCGCUGCAUGAAAAAGCUGCAGGACAUGGUGGAGAGGCCGCAGUCCGGCAUUCCUGGGAAAGUGUUUGCCUGUUUAUCAGUGCUGUUUGUGACAAUUACUGCUGUCAACUUGUCCAUCAGCACUAUGCCUGGCUUAAGGGAAGAGGAGGAGAGAGGUGAAUGUUCUCAGAUGUGCUACAACAUUUUCAUAGUAGAAUCUGUCUGUGUGGGAUGGUUUUCUUUGGAGUUCCUUUUAAGGCUCAUCCAAGCACCGAGCAAGUUUACUUUUCUGAGGAAUCCGUUAACCCUGAUUGACAUAGUGGCCAUCCUGCCCUACUACAUCACUUUACUAUUAGAUACCACCUCAGUGAGCAGUAACAAAAAGCCAACCUCUGGCAACAUCUACUUGGACAAAGUGGGCCUGGUGCUGCGCAUACUACGUGCCUUGAGGAUUCUAUAUGUUAUGCGGCUGGCCAGGCACUCUCUGGGCCUGCAGACACUGGGGCUCACUGCCCGUAGAUGCACCCGCGAGUUUGGCCUCUUGCUGCUUUUCCUUUGUGUAGCCAUUGCACUCUUUGCACCCCUCUUGUACGUGAUUGAAAAUGAAAUGGCAGACUCACAGGAGUUCACCAGCAUCCCGGCUAGCUAUUGGUGGGCAGUGAUCACCAUGACAACAGUGGGCUAUGGCGAUAUGGUGCCCAGAAGUAUCCCGGGCCAGGUGGUAGCACUGAGUAGCAUCCUGAGUGGGAUCCUUCUCAUGGCCUUUCCCGUCACAUCAAUCUUCCACACGUUUUCCCGCUCAUACAUUGAGCUGAAGCAAGAGCAGGAAAGAAUCAUGUUCAGGAGGGCACAGUUCUUAAUGAAAACAAAGUCCCAAUUAACCAACGCAUCACAAGGGAGCGACAUAUUUCCAAGUAUCUCUUCAGAGACCAGGGAAAACAACUGAAACGGAAGUUUCCACAUCGGCCUGUUGCUGAGCAAACAGUAACAUUUCAUCUUGGCAUUUGCUUCGGGAGGCAUUGGAGAGAGAUGUACUAUACAAAUAAUGUCCAAAGGACUUUUAGCCAUUCAGAAAGCAGAGUCUUAUUUUAUUGUAACGCAUAUUAGCAUUAUUGUUUAAGAGUGGGUGAAGGGGGGUGUCUUUUCAAUAGAUUGCAUAUUUGAUGUGCAAAAUUGUAAAAGUAAUUUAAUUUUUUUAAAAAAUAUAUUGUAACAGGCUUUGCUAACCCAAAGGAAAAUGGUGUAAAAUGGGCACAGCUGUUGUAACAUAAGGAGGAAGGCCCUUUUCCAGAAAAACAACUGUGAACAUCAAUAUUUUGAUCAUUCUGCUAA
Molecule: messenger RNA, 2506 nt
Organism: Sphaerodactylus townsendi
Lineage: Eukaryota; Metazoa; Chordata; Lepidosauria; Squamata; Sphaerodactylidae
Gene: KCNG1
Product: potassium voltage-gated channel modifier subfamily G member 1
Exons: 4
Coding region: 591-2120 (509 amino acids)
Biological process (GO): protein homooligomerization; potassium ion transmembrane transport; regulation of delayed rectifier potassium channel activity
Cellular component (GO): membrane; voltage-gated potassium channel complex
Molecular function (GO): delayed rectifier potassium channel activity; protein binding
Source: RefSeq, a predicted model, not a curated record